Molecule: messenger RNA, 954 nt
Organism: Coccomyxa subellipsoidea C-169
Lineage: Eukaryota; Viridiplantae; Chlorophyta; Trebouxiophyceae; Coccomyxaceae
Exons: 6
Coding region: 1-954 (317 amino acids)
Source: RefSeq, a predicted model, not a curated record
AUGGACAACUUUGACGAUGACAUUUUGGAAGUGGAGAGGCUCUUGGGACUCACCACCAGACAGCUUGUCCGCACACGCCUCGUGUUACUCUUGUCAGACCUCCAGAAGGAGAAGCGCAGGCGUGAAGUCGCCCUCGCCCCUUUUCAAACAGCCGUCACGGGCGCACUGCCAUUAUACCGCAAUGCUCAGCGGCCAGGCGAACCACUUGGGCUGGGCCAGGUGGAUCCUGUGAGGCAGUCCUUCCCAGGCCUGACCAGCCAGCCCUCUCUGGGCAAUCCGCUGGUGGAGGGGCUGCAGAACAUGCAGGCCGUGCCAGGGCUUCAACCUAACCCCAUGCAGCUGGAUUAUGGGAUGCCGCAGAUGUGGCCAGGGCCGCCUGGGGGCCAGCAGCAGCGCCAGUACUCCGGCAGAUCCGACGCCUCGGAUGGGGGAGUGUAUAUGCCGCAGGGGCACACGAGUCCGGGGGCGCUGGUCUCCCCGGGGCCGCUGGGGGGUGCGCUGGCGAACCCGUGGCCGUUUGGUUACGGCGCUACGGGCCCGGCGGCAGGGUCGGAGGGGUACUGGGUGCUGACGACGUGCUCGUGGGAGCAGAGUGACACGAUGGUGAAGGUGUACGUUCCCCUGCGCGGCGUGCAGACCGACAUGCUGCGCACCACGUUCACGCCCACCUCCGUCGAGGUGACUGCCCGCUCAGUCACCUGCGCGCAUCUUUGCCGUGGCGAGAGCGUGGUCAAGAGACGCCUGGUGAAGGUGCACGACCUGCAUGGCAAGAACUACAUCUUCACGCUGACACCCACGUUCCAGCCCAUCGCCGAGGACGGCUGCGUGGCGGUGGCCUCCAAGACAAGGAAGAACAUCCUGAUCACCAUGCAGAAGCUUCAGUCCCUGACUCAGGACGAGAGGCACUGGCGGGACCUGUAUGGCGACCGCAGCCAGCUGACCAUGCUCAUGUGA